CAGGCCAUAUCUGAGUCCCCACCAGGAUCCCCCUGAACCUGGCUCUCCCAGCAGCUGCAGCCACCUGCUUCACCCCAGGGGACCCAACCUAGGGUCGCAGGGACCGAGAAUUGCAGCCACUAUGGGUAGCAAAGAACGGUUUCACUGGCAAAGUCACAAUGUGAAACAGAGUGGUGUGGACGACAUGGUGCUGCUCCCCCAGAUCAAUGAGGACGCCAUCGUGAGCAACCUCAAGAAGCGCUUCCUGGAUGACUACAUCUUUACCUACAUUGGCUCAGUCCUCAUCUCUGUCAACCCCUUCAAGCAGAUGCCAUAUUUCACUGACCGAGAGAUUGAGCUGUACCAAGGAGCGGCACAGUAUGAGAACCCGCCACACAUCUAUGCCCUCACAGACAAUAUGUAUCGAAACAUGCUCAUUGACAGUGAAAACCAGUGUGUUAUCAUCAGUGGAGAAAGUGGGGCAGGGAAGACAGUGGCUGCCAAAUACAUCAUGGGCUACAUAUCCAAGGUGUCUGGAGGGGGAGAGAAGGUCCAGCAUGUAAAGGACAUCAUCCUUCAGUCCAACCCAUUGCUCGAGGCCUUUGGCAAUGCCAAAACCGUUCGCAACAACAACUCCAGCCGUUUUGGCAAGUACUUUGAGAUCCAGUUCAGUCGAGGUGGGGAGCCCGAUGGCGGGAAGAUUUCCAAUUUCCUCCUGGAGAAAUCUAGAGUGGUCUCACAGAACGAGAAUGAGAGGAACUUCCACAUCUAUUACCAGCUGCUAGAAGGUGCCUCCCAGGAACAGCGGCAGAACCUGGGCAUCAUGACCCCUGACUACUAUUAUUACCUCAACCAAUCUGACACUUAUAAAGUGGAUGGCACCAAUGACCUCAAUGACUUCCAUGAGACUCUGGAUGCUAUGCAGGUCAUUGGAAUCCCACCCAAUGUCCAGCAGCUGGUCCUACAGAUAGUGGCUGGAAUCCUACACCUGGGGAACAUUAGCUUCUGUGAAGAGGGGAACUAUGCCAGAGUGGAGAGUACAGACCUUCUGGCCUUCCCUGCCUAUCUGCUGGGCAUUGACAGCGGACGCCUCCGGGACAAACUAACUAGCCGUAAGAUGGACAGCCGAUGGGGCGGCCGGACGGAGUCCAUUAAUGUAACACUGGGCGUGGAGCAGGCCUCCUACACUCGAGAUGCCCUGGCUAAGGGCCUCUAUGCCCGGCUUUUUGAUUUCCUGGUAGAGGCCAUAAACCGAGCCAUGCAGAAGCCACAACAAGAAUACAGCAUUGGAGUCUUGGAUAUCUACGGCUUCGAGAUAUUCCAGAGAAAUGGCUUUGAGCAGUUCUGCAUCAACUUUGUGAAUGAGAAACUACAGCAGAUUUUCAUCGAGCUCACACUGAAGGCUGAACAGGAGGAGUAUGUUCAGGAAGGCAUCAAAUGGAGCCCCAUCCAGUACUUCAACAACAAGGUUGUAUGUGACCUCAUCGAGAACAAACUGAAUCCUCCGGGCAUCAUGAGUGUACUGGAUGACGUGUGCGCCACAAUGCACGCCACAGGCGAUGGGGCUGACCAGACCCUGCUGCAGAAGCUACAGGGGGCUGUGGGGUGCCACGAGCACUUCAACAGCUGGAACUCAGGCUUCGUCAUCCACCACUAUGCGGGCAAGGUAUCCUAUGAUGUCAGUGGUUUCUGUGAACGAAACCGAGACGUCCUCUUCUCAGACCUCAUCGAGCUUAUGCAGAGCAGCGAACAUGCCUUCAUUCAAAUGCUCUUCCCUGAGAGGUUGGACUCAGAGAAGAAAGGCCGGCCCAGCACUGCAGGCUCCAAGAUUAAGAGGCAGGCCAAUGAUCUGGUGGACACUUUGAAGAAGUGUACACCCCACUACAUCCGAUGCAUUAAGCCCAAUGAGACCAAGAGGCCCCAUGACUGGGAGGAAAGCCGGGUGAAACAUCAGGUGGAGUAUCUGGGUCUGAAAGAAAAUAUCCGUGUUCGUCGUGCUGGCUUUGCCUACCGUCGUGUGUUCUCCAAGUUCCUGCAGAGGUAUGCCAUCCUGACUCCGGAGACGUGGCCACAGUGGCAUGGUGAUGAACGUCAGGGGGUGCAGCACCUGCUCCGAUCUGUCAACAUGGACCCCGAUCAGUACCAAAUGGGGCGCUCCAAGGUCUUCAUCAAGAACCCAGAGUCGCUCUUUCUCCUGGAAGAAAUGAGAGAACGCAAGUUUGACAGCUUUGCCCGCACCAUCCAGAAAGCCUGGAGGCGCCAUGUGGCCGUGAGAAGAUAUGAGCAGAUGCGAGAGGAAGCCUCCAACAUCCUAUUAAACAAGAAGGAAAGGAGAAGGAACAGCAUCAACAGAAACUUUGUAGGCGACUACCUAGGGCUGGAGUCACGGCCUGAGCUUCGCCAGUUUCUGACCAAGCGUGAGCGUGUAGACUUCGCAGACUCCAUCAACAAGUAUGACCGGCGCUUCAAGCCCAUCAAGCGGGACCUAAUUCUGACUCCUAAGUAUGUGUACGUGAUCGGGCGGGAGAAGGUAAAAAAGGGUCCAGAGAAGGGACAGAUUCAAGAGGUUCUGAAGAAGAAAAUAGAAAUCCAGUCCCUCCGGGGGGUCUCCCUCAGCACCAGGCAGGACGACUUCUUUAUCCUCCAUGAAGUGGCGGCAGACAGCUUCCUGGAGAGUGUUUUCAAAACAGAGUUCGUCAGUCUUCUGUGCAAGCGUUUCCAAGAGCUCACUCACAACGUCCUGACCCUGACCUUCAAUGACACACUACAGUUCCGGGUGAAGAAGGAAGGCUGGGGUGGAGGAGGAUUCCGGACCAUCACCUUCUCCCGAGGUCCAGGAGAGGUGGCCAUGCUCAAAGCCAGUGGCAAGACCCUGAUGAUCAGCAUCAGUGAUGGACUUCCUAAGAACUCCAAGCCAACAAAGAAAGGACCUCCGCAGGGCCAGAGGAGGAGGCCAGCACCAGUCCGAGCAGCCCCAGCUCCCUCCAGAGGGCCAGUUCAGAAUAGGGCACCCCACAUGGCCCGUGGUGGCCCUUCACCCCUGGAGCAGAUGUCAAUGGUGAGUGGCCCAAGAUCACAGCGGGGACCUCCAUCCACAGCCCUGGGGAGUAGUGGGAGUAGCCGAAGACCCCACAAACGACCGCCGUCUGAGCACAACAUGGAGUUCCUCAAUGUGCCUGAUCAGGGGAUGGCCGGGAUGCAGCGAAAGCGAAGCAUUGGGCAAAGGCCUGUGCCAGGUGUGGGACGGCCCAAGCCUCAGCCUCGGAUUCCAGGUCCACGUUGCCGUGCCCUUUAUCAAUAUGUGGGCCAGGAUGUGGAUGAGUUGAGCUUCAAUGUCAACGAGGUCAUCGAGAUCCUACUGGAGGAUCCAUCAGGCUGGUGGAAAGGCCGCCUGCAUGGCCAGGAGGGCCUUUUCCCUGGAAACUACGUGGAAAAGAUCUAAGACCCCAGGAACUCUGGGCAUCAGAAUGGAAUUCUUUCCAGCCCCUCACAUCUGCCCCAUCUCUGCUCCAAACUUCUUCUAGGGCAGCUGAGACCCCCAUCUUGUCUCACCCCGUCCCAUGGACCUCUCAGAAGUCUGGCAGCUAUGGGGGCAACUCAAAGCCCCUGGAUUUUUCCAUGAGGAACUGGGUCCCUACAACAGGAAAUCCCUCUUCCCCUGUUGACUCCUGCCCUCCCUCCCCGCUCUCCCCAGGAGGAACCAAGUACCCAUCCUUCCUCAUGAAGGAGGAGCAGGGCAGGCAGGAUAGGCCUCUUCCUGACCAGACCCUUCCAGGCUGAGACUUGGGGGUCGGGGGAGAGAAGAGAGACCAAGGACAAAGGACUGGAGAGCCACUGCCUGGGUUUACCCCAAAGGAAGGACUCAGAAACAAUGUCUCUACUAACAGACAGAACAUGGUUUGGUGUCUUCCUUCACAGGUGAUACAGCAGGUAGCCUGAAGUCAGAAAGACCUGACUCCAAAGCCUGCCUCAGAUGCUUCCUAGCUGUGUGACCCUGGGCAAGUGACUUAACCUGUUUGCCUCAGUUUCCUCAUCUGUAAAAUGGGGAUGAUAACGACACCUACCUCCCAGCUUGGUUGUGAGGAUCUAAGUAGAAUCUCAUUCUAAAGUGCUCUGCAAACCUUAAAGUGCUAUUUGAACAUCAAUUAUCCUGAUGAGAAUGCCAAGUAGGAUCCCAAGUCCCAGAUGACCCACACUCAAGACCAUGGCAGGGGCCUUCGGGAUCAUCAGGCCAAACUUCUCAUGCUACAGAUGGGGAAACCGAAACCCAAAGAGGGGAAGGGACUUGCCCAAGGUCAUCUAGCACAUCAGCAGCAGAGCCCAGAUUUGAACUUGGUUCUCUUAUCUCUAAACCCAAUGUUUUUUCCCAUCCUACAACUCAGGGAGAUACUACCUUUAUUUCCUUGGGGUAAAUCCCUUAUGUUUUCGGACUUUUUCCCAUUUGAAGGACACUGGACUGAAUGACCUAUAAGAUCCUUUCCAACUUUAAAUCCUAUAAACCUAUGAAUGUCUAUAGACCUUGAAUUUCUAUAGACCGUUCAGAUUUACAAAGCAUUUUCCUCAAAAGUUGGUAACAUAAUCAUAGUCAUAGAUGGGGGCCCCUUCACCAAAGAAUUCUCCCUUAGCUACACCAAGUUCUAGAUAUUUUGGAGGUCAGGAUCCUUGCUAAACCUUUGCUCAUGAGCCCCCACCAGCAUAGCUUAGUUUUUACCAGUCAGCCAGAUGACACAGUUAAUAACAAAGGCAUUAAAUAGAAAAUAAAAUGAUAAAACAUUGCCCCCUUCUACCAUGAGAUCACUCUCCCACAAAUAUAUAUAUAUACACAUAUGACUCAGAAAAAGAGUGGGCUUGCACAGGAAUUACAUAUGGAGCAUUCACACAUGAGGAAUACAAGACUACAUUGGGGAAUGCAGGGUACCUAAAUAAAGGAAGGGAAGGAGGAUUUAUUGGAUGCUUGACUAUGUGCAAAGCGCUGGGCUAAAUAUAUGUGAUACAAAUAGAAAAAUAAGAUAUUCCCUGAUGUCAAGCUCACAUUUCAAUGGUGGAGACAACACAUAUGGAAGGUUUUCAUCAUAAAUCAGAUGGAAAAGCCCCAUGGUCCUUAGACUGCAGCAGCAAAGCAGAUGUUGAUGCAUCUUUAAUGUCAUUUCCACUUACAAAAAAUAUCAGUUCCUGAUGUUGAGACAUCUGACAGUGCCAAGGAUUCUGGUGACAAGAACUUUGUCUUCUGGGUCUUCAGUGGCUGUGACUAUACCUCCUGCCAGACCAGUUACCAAGCUAUAUCUCCACAAAAGGGCUACAUGCAUAUGGGUAAUGCAGGACCAAGGAACAUAUUCCUAGAAGGGAAACUCAUGCCUUUGACACUCCAAAGCCACCAUCUUUUCCUGCUGGUGUGAUUACACUGCUCCCUGGUGGACCCCUCCAGGCUCUGCUCUAGGCUGUUUUUUGCCAGGUGCUAAUCUCUGCUCUAACUGUCCCUGUUGACUGACUAUUUUCAGUCCCCUUAGUUCUUGGUUCUCCCCUGAAAAUAGUGUGAUUAAUAAAGCUCUCUUAAGCAGAGAGGAUACAGUUUUCUUUAAGAAGUAAUUGCUGUGAAACUUUCAUCCUGCUUCUCAGACAAUGGAGAUGAAACUUGUCAGCAGAGCUACACAAGAAGGUCUAGGCUGCCAUUAGGUCAAUGCUUGGAACUCCUCUGUUAACUGCUUCUCUUCCAAAUUUCCCUCACUUCUCUCCAUUAUCUUUUUCCCCCU
Messenger RNA from Trichosurus vulpecula (common brushtail), 5729 nucleotides. It is a transcript of the gene MYO1F, whose product is annotated as myosin IF. Gene Ontology annotation, molecular function: ATP binding; actin filament binding; microfilament motor activity. Gene Ontology annotation, biological process: actin filament organization; vesicle transport along actin filament. Bases 122 to 3421 code for a protein of 1099 amino acids. The record is from RefSeq and is a predicted model, not a curated record. Gene Ontology annotation, cellular component: cytoplasm; myosin complex; plasma membrane. Lineage: Eukaryota; Metazoa; Chordata; Mammalia; Diprotodontia; Phalangeridae. The transcript has 28 exons.